GGCGCCGUUGAAUUUUCACUGUGUCACUGUUGAGUAUGGCAUCUGCAAUCCGGGACCCUUCCUUUAUGCUCGCUCUCGAUGUGGAUCUAUCCAGUGCCACUUUUCCCAGCUGCUUGUGUCGAUUUUGAAGAGCUUCAUGUCACGUUUACAUACAUCCGUAUACAGUGGUCGACCAGCGUCUCUCCUGCCUUCUGUUAGAUCGCCAUAUCUUGUGGAAGUCGACCUUCUGGCAUUCUAUGAACGUGGCCAAGCCAGCCAAGGCGUCUGCUACUGAUAACACAGUGGAUAUCCUGGUUUCAGAAUGGCACAUACUAUUAUGUUAAGUUUGGUGACUGGACUGAUCGUAUUCUCUGUAUUUAUCAAGAAGUUUGUCUUAGUUUGGUGUCUUGAGUUCUCUGUCAGUCUUGGGAAGGCCUUGAAGAAACAGUGGGUACAGCGCUUGAUGCAAGAUGAACCAUGCUCAGCCUACUUCUUCAACUAUAGAUCUCGUAAUAUCUUUGGAUUAACAAUGCAACCACUUAGUAACUGUAGCAUUCCAGAUCUUCUCAACCACUACUAUAACUCUAAAAUGGCUCUAAAUAUUUGCAGACAUAAAACACCUUUUAAAAGUUUCAAGGAUAUCACUUUAAGGGACUACGCUUAUAAAUUCGGUUACUGUUAUACUGCUGACGAAAUUAAAGCAGUUGCUCAAUUGACUGUAAAAAUUGAGGUGAAGAUGUUAAGUUCAAAGCGUCCACACCAUGACUACGAUUUUUUUCCUAAUCCGAACAACGAGAAUUGCCUCUGCGUGAUGUGUCGAGAACCCGCACUUCCAAAAAUCCCAAGAUCAGGAAGUGGGGUGAUCAAUCUUUUUCAGUACAAAGAUGGAUGCUGCUACAACUUCUGCGAACAAAAAUAUAAUUCUUUUGGCAGCAAUGACAAAACUUGCCCUUGUGACAAGUGCCGAAGUGUUGAGAAGCCCAGCAGUUUAUGGUGGGACUUGUGCGUUACCACUGAGAAAACCCUGGUUUAUGACGAGGAAGAGGCCCAUGAGGCGUCAUGCAUUCUCUUCUACGAUACUGAAGACAGUCCCGUGGUCGUUUUGAACAAACUUGCAAUCAGCUAUUUAGCGUCUGAAACAAUCUGUAGAAGAUGUCUGACAUUGGCUCAGUGGCUAGUGAUUUAAACAAAGCAGCCAAAGGCGCGUUCAAAUGUUUCAAAUGUCUUAAAAAGACGAACAAAGUGAAAAAUGAAAUCGUGAAAGAAGCCAAAAAACAGGAAAAGAAGGAGCAUAAAUUAGAACAUGGCGCCGAGCACGUGAAACAUACUUCUCACAGUCUCGAGGCUGAAGUCGAACAUGGACAAGAAGAGAACAUGGAAUAGAACAUGGACACGAAGAGAACAUGGACACUAGCAGACCUAAAGUUGUAAACACGGACUAGCUUUAAACUUGCAUGAUUGAAUUUUAGUUCUUGAAAUUGUACAACUAUUCUAUGUAAAUAUUGUUCUUCAUACUACAGGUUUGAGUCGUUCAUUUCAUGCAUCCAUUUUGUACUGUCAUUAUUUAAUGGUGUUGCAUUUUGUUACAUUUGUAUGUGGGGCAGAUAGAAAGAAGCGAAGAAAGGGGAUUUAAAAGCCUGGGAAUUAAAUACUUCUACAUCUAAAAUACCACAA
Biomphalaria glabrata is the source of this 1653-nucleotide messenger RNA. RefSeq lists its product as uncharacterized. The transcript has 6 exons. NCBI's taxonomy places the organism in Eukaryota, Metazoa, Mollusca, Gastropoda, Planorbidae. The coding region runs from base 302 to 1165 and encodes 287 amino acids. The record is from RefSeq and is a predicted model, not a curated record.